This is a messenger RNA of Dentiscutata erythropus, 145 nucleotides long. Lineage: Eukaryota; Fungi; Glomeromycota; Glomeromycetes; Diversisporales; Gigasporaceae. The record is from the annotation of a GenBank genome assembly.
AUGGGAUGCGAUAUUGAAUCAGGUGAGGAAAUACAAGAUGCAAUAAAGGAUUUGGCAGGAACUCACAUUGCAAAUAUCAUACCUAAUUGUGAAGAUCAGAAUAAAUCAAAUACUAAAAUGUCAGGAAAACUUGAAAAACUUGAUG